UCGAAUUAAUCUCAUCCAAGCACCAUUUAUACUCAGUUUUGGCCGGACGUCAAGAUAAAAUGAUAACAAAUCUCCCUCUUUUUUUCCAGAAUAAAAAUCUAUAAUAUAUGUCACCUCUUUACCACAUCGAUCAAUUUUCCAAUCAUGACGAUCAAAAGGUGGUUUAUAUCUAAAUAAAUAAUUUCAUUUAAGUCCUGAAUCUAUACAAAUUUACCCCAAAUAUUUUAACCAUCUUGCUUUAGGACUCAUUUUAGAUGAUUUUCCUUCAAAUUCUACCAAUUUGGGUCCACCGCACCUAUAAAAAUUAAUAUUUAUAAAAAUACUCUUUUCCAAAUAAAAAUAUUGACAUUUCGCUUCCCCAUCCUUUCUCCCAACUUAAAAUUUCUCUCCAAACCUGUUCAUUUACUGCAUUAUGGAUUGGAACAAUAAAUUGCAUUUCAUUUAUCCGAGGAUUCCAGUUUUUUCGCCGCAUCGCCUGAAAGAACAUACGUUCUGAAGGAUAUAUCCAGUAUUCUCCUUCUUUUCCAUUUGCCUUAGGAAUAGAUGAUAUUUCCCUUUUGUUUGAUAAACCUUGUAGAUUUUGAUCAAAAGAAUCCAGUUUUUUUGGGCUUAAAUCUCCGGAAUUCUUAUUUAUAGAAGAAACAGGGCAUCUUAUAUGAUUGUUCUUUGAAUCAGAAGAUUUGCUUGAUGCUUGAGAAGGCUCAAGCAUUAGAAGGUUAUUAAUGAGGGAAUAAGAGGGUAAGAUUGGGGGAAAUAAUGCACAAAAAAUCAGUUAAGGCACCUGUGAAUAUUGCAGUUAUUAAGUAUUGGGGAAAAAGAGAUAAAGAAUUAAAUCUUCCUAUGAAUGGAUCAUUGUCAGUUACUCUGUCAAUAUCUAAACUAUAUACGUUGACUAGUGUUGCAUGCUGUAGAGAGUUUGAAAAGGAUAGAUUUUGGCUAAAUGGAAAAGAAGAAAAAGAUUUAAGUGAGAGGAUGAAAACAUGUCUUUCAUUACUUCGAUCAUUGAGAUAUUCAAAAGAAAGUAAAGAUUCCAAAUUAGAAAGAUUAAGUGAACAAUAUCUUCAUAUUGUUUCGGAGAAUAAUUUUCCUACUGCAGCGGGAUUAGCAUCGUCAGCAUCAGGAUAUGCAGCACUUAUUAAAGGGAUUGCAGAAUUAUAUGAACUUGAUCAGUCUUCAGAAGAAUUAUCAUGUAUUGCUCGUCAAGGUUCUGGAUCAGCAUGUCGUUCUUUGAUGGGUGGUUUUGUAUUAUGGAAAAUGGGUGUUUUGAAAGAUGGAUCGGAUUCGUUUGCAGAGCAAAUAGCUUCUAAAUCACAAUGGGAAGAUCUACGUAUUCUUAUUAUUAUUGUUUCUUCUUCUUCAAAAAAAGUUUCUUCUACAAAAGGUAUGCAAGCAACAGUAUUAACGUCUAAUUUAUUUCAAUAUCGAAUCAAACAUGUGGAUUUUUAUAUAAAAAAAAUGGAAAAUGCAAUUAAGCAUAAAGAUUUUGAAUCAUUUGCGCAAUUAACAAUGAAAGAUUCAAAUCAAUUUCACGCUACAUGUCUUGAUACUUUUCCUCCUGUUUUUUAUUUAAAUGAUAUUUCAACAUCUCUUAUUCAAUUGGUACAUGAAAUUAAUCGUCUUUCUAAAAAGACUAUUGCUGCGUAUACAUUUGAUGCGGGUCCUAAUGCUGUUAUAUAUUUUCUUAAGGAAAAUGAAGAUUUAUUAUUAGGAACGUUACAUGAUUGUUUGUCUACUGUUGAUGGUUGGUCAUAUAAAUACAAUGAUAUUAAACUCAACAUUUCUAAUGAUUAUUUUUUUCCAAUUUAUGGAAAAGUCAAUAAAGUAAUUAUAACAGAAAUCGGUGAUGGUACUGUACAAACUUCCGAAAGUUUAAUAGAUUCUAAUGGAUAUCCAAUUUACAAUUGA
Pneumocystis murina B123 is the source of this 1905-nucleotide messenger RNA. RefSeq names its product diphosphomevalonate decarboxylase. The transcript is spliced from 3 exons. NCBI's taxonomy places the organism in Eukaryota, Fungi, Ascomycota, Pneumocystomycetes, Pneumocystales, Pneumocystaceae. Gene Ontology annotation, biological process: isoprenoid biosynthetic process; isopentenyl diphosphate biosynthetic process, mevalonate pathway. Gene Ontology annotation, molecular function: ATP binding; diphosphomevalonate decarboxylase activity. Bases 757 to 1905 code for a protein of 382 amino acids. Gene Ontology annotation, cellular component: cytosol. The record is from RefSeq and is a predicted model, not a curated record.